AAUCUGUCAAAACAUCCUAAAUUCUUAACCUAGUAAAUAAAACUGUAAUAUUUAUAUUGACAUUGUCCGGAGUAAAUAAAUAAACAAAACAAUAAUAAUAAACAAUAAAUAAUUAAAUAAUGUAUUUAAUUAUAAAAAAAGCCGUUAAUUUAUUUACAAAUUAAUUGUUGUAACUAAAUCAAAGUGACAUAAAAAAAUAAACAACAAACCAAACAAACAAUGCCAAACUCAAAUAAAUUAACAAUAAUAGCAUCAUUAUUAAUAAUAAUUUUUACAAAUUCAGUAACAAGUAAUUAUGAUGAUUCAUUUAACGAAGAAUUAUUUAUAAAACCAUUACCAUCUGGUCAUGUAUCAGCCCACUUUCAAUUCACAACAAUUUGGAAUAUUCCAAAAGAAACAAAAUACCUUGAACAUUCACAUUUAUUUCCUCGUGGUCUUGCUGUCAUUAUUGACAGGCAUAAUAUUGACGAGUUACACAUAAGUUUAACAGAAGGUCUUUGGCGUUAUAAAACAUGGGGUUAUCCAGUUGUUGAUGCUGGUCCAGGUACUGAAAUUUAUGCUUGGUUCAAUGAAAAUGUUAAAAAUGUUGAUCAAGAAUGGAAAGGUUUAACAAAUGCCCUAUCUGGUUUAUUAUGUGCAUCAUUAAAUUUUGUUGAUUCAGCAAAUAGCAUGUCACCAGCUUUUAGUUUUCGUCCACUUGGUGUUAAUUCAAAACCUUAUAAUACAAGUCAACUACGUUAUUCAUCAUUACCACGUGAAAUAGUAUGUACUGAAAAUUUAACACCAUUUAAAAAAUUAUUACCAUGUGAUUCUAAAAAAGGUUUAUCAACAUUACUCAACUCAGCAUAUAUACAUAAUACAAAUUAUCAUUCAGUUGGUAUACAUGUACGUUUGAUAUGUGCUAAUUCAGCAUGUACAAAAACAUCAAUUGAACUUAAACAAACAAUAACACUUGUUUAUGAUAACAUGAUUGACUAUAAUCAAGAUUGGUCAAUUAGAAAAUUAUUUGGCAUGGGUUUACAAGGUUCAUGUCCAUUAGCAACAUUGAGUAAUAUUUAUAUUGAUACAUCAACAAAUAAUACUGUUCAUAUUUAUCAAUUAACACCAAAACCUGGUGAUGUUAUUGUUAGUUUAAGAGGUGGACAACGUCAUGAAAUUGCUGUUUAUGAUGUUAAAAAAUUUACAAAGAAUGGAUUAUUUAGUAUAACUGCUGUUCAUAGUAAAUCAAGAACUACAUCAAUUAAUUAUCCAGCUAUAUUAUCAGCAAAUAGAUAUGUUGUUGGAUUUGGACAGGAGAAAGGUAGUUUAGUAACUAAACUUUAUAAUAAUCAUUGGCAAGCAAUUGAUGUUGUUUUAUUGGAAAAUAUACCAUGGUAUUUAUCAGUGUAUUUACAUACAAUUAAAAUAACAAGAAAUGAAGAAAAUAUUGAGCCAUUGGUUGUUAAAUAUUCUCCUGGAAAAGAAAGACUCCAGCCGUAUUAUCUUGAAUUGAUUAUUCGUUUACCAGCACAUUCUGUUACAAAAUUUUCAAUUGAAAUGGAUUAUUUAUUUUUAAAAUGGCAAGAAUAUCCACCUGAUGCUAAUCAUGGAUUUUACAUGGGUCCAGCAAUUAUAACUGCAUAUCUUCCAAUUGCUAGAAAUUAUACUGGACUACCAAUUGAUGGAAGCACCAUAACAUCCAGUUUUAAUGCAUCAAGACCUGGUUACUUGGUUCAAUUGAGAACUGAAACAAUUUUAAUAAGUCUUCCAACACCUGAUUUUAGUAUGCCAUAUAAUGUUAUUUGUCUGGCAUGUACAGCUGUUGCAUUGGCAUUUGGUCCACUUCAUAAUAUUUCAACGAAAAGAUUAGUUUUAAAAAUUAUUAAAACUGACUGGAAAGGAAAAAUUAUUUUAGCUAUUAAAGCUAAAUUAUUUGGUGAUAAAACAAAACAAGAUUAAGUCUAAAUAAUUCAUAUUACAAAAGGUGCUUAUCUUCAUUAGUAUUUUUUUUUUUAUCAGUGAGUGUUUUGUAAUGUUUGAUUAAGACAACGUUCAACUAGUUCAAAUUAAUUUAAACAAAAAAAAAAAAACAGCAGUGUUUGUUUUAUUCUCAAUAUCAUCAGUUUAAAGAUUAAAAUUUGUUUUUUUUUCUAUCUACAUUUUUCAAGGACAGUUUAAUUAUAAUUCCACCAACAUUAUAAUUUAUAAAAUCAUUGAAAUUUAUUGUCAAUAAAAGAAGAACAAAU
Aphidius gifuensis is the source of this 2225-nucleotide messenger RNA. RefSeq names its product GPI transamidase component PIG-T (gene PIG-T). Lineage: Eukaryota; Metazoa; Arthropoda; Insecta; Hymenoptera; Braconidae. The transcript has 4 exons. Gene Ontology annotation, biological process: attachment of GPI anchor to protein. The record is from RefSeq and is a predicted model, not a curated record. The coding region runs from base 220 to 1938 and encodes 572 amino acids. Gene Ontology annotation, cellular component: GPI-anchor transamidase complex.